This is a messenger RNA of Ceraceosorus guamensis, 1420 nucleotides long. Its product is annotated as ClpP/crotonase. The transcript is spliced from 6 exons. NCBI's taxonomy places the organism in Eukaryota, Fungi, Basidiomycota, Exobasidiomycetes, Ceraceosorales, Ceraceosoraceae. Gene Ontology annotation, molecular function: delta(3)-delta(2)-enoyl-CoA isomerase activity; enoyl-CoA hydratase activity. Gene Ontology annotation, biological process: fatty acid beta-oxidation. Gene Ontology annotation, cellular component: peroxisome. The record is from RefSeq and is a predicted model, not a curated record. Bases 4 to 1296 code for a protein of 430 amino acids.
CGCAUGAGUGGCUCGCGUGAGAUCCAUCGAUGCGUGGUCUCACAGUCAUGCCAUGCCAUCGGCGUUGCUGAGGAUCGCAUUCACACAAUUCGCAUCCACGCUUCGCGCUUCACCUCCAAACACGUUGUCCCCGCUGAGCAUCGUCCCUCCACCCUUGGUCACCCUGCUGGUACGCACAUCACUGCUUCUGGCCCGACCCUUUCUCACAUGCUCGCGCAGAGAUCCAUCUGCAGUGCUCAGCGUUUGAUUCCUCUCGUCCCACGCGCACCUCCUAGCCAUCCCACAGCCACUUCCUCAGCUCGUCUUCUCUCCACUGAUUUCUCGCGAAACUCACACCGACACGCAGCUUGCCUCGAAACGCCUCGACCACAAGGCCAACACAAGCACAGCACGCUCAAGCCGCUUUCGCUUCGCCAGAGACCCAUCACCACCUCCGUCUCGCAUUGUCAAGAGAGAGUUCCUUCGAGCAAGAUGCCAGAGACGGUCAAUUUCCCCUCGUCGGGCAAAGCCCUCGUGUCCAUCGAGACGAUUUCGCAAACUCCGCGAAUCUGGGUGUUGCACAUGCUGGCAGCCGAAACGCCAGACAAUCGCUUGACUCGCAAUUUCCUGACCGCCUUGGCCUCAGCUUUGGAUCACGUCCAAUCUCAAUGGGAGAGCAUUGCGGGGGAAGAAGCUGGCUCGAAAGGUGCUGCGUUGAUCAGUACGAGCGUGUUGGAUGAAAAGAAUAAGAGCAGUCGUUUCUUCAGCAAUGGACUCGACUUUGAGGCUGCCAUUGCCGACGAACACUUUUUCGAUCAGUGCCUCAUGCCAGUCUAUGAGAGGCUCCUCUCUUUUCCCAUUCCUACGGUAGCCAGCGUUGGUGGACACGCGUUCGCCGCUGGAUUUGGGCUCAUCUCUGCCCACGACUAUCGAGUCAUGUCUGGUAUCAAAGGGUACGCGUGCAUGAAUGAGAUUGACUUUGGAGCCCAGCUGCCUCCUGGUCUUCAUGCCGUUCUUCGAGCCAAGUUCCACAGCCCCGCCGUCAUGCGAAAGAUGGUGUUGGAGGGUCACCGCUUCACAGGUCAGGAAUUGAAAGCUCUAGAAUUCGUCGAUGAGCUCGUACCUCCGCCUGGAGGAAGUGGCGGUCCACAACAAACGCUGGAGGGCGCUGUCCAGCUGGCUCACAAGGUUGCACCGAAAGCUACAAAGGACGCGUAUGGCAGCAACAAGCUUGUCAUGUACCAGCCCUUCUUGCACAUCCUCCGGCAACCCAAUUCGGACAUCACGGGCGCACUCACAGAUGGGUCCAAGCUUUAGUCUCACAAAUUCGGGAAAAUUCAGAGAAGGUGACGAAUUGCAUGCAGGCUCUAUACUUUAGUCUCUUGAAUGUAAUGCUACAAAGCUCACUCGGUGAUGCUUGAGACACUGAUCAUUGUCCCGG